Molecule: messenger RNA, 1893 nt
Organism: Podospora anserina S mat+
Lineage: Eukaryota; Fungi; Ascomycota; Sordariomycetes; Sordariales; Podosporaceae
Exons: 4
Coding region: 1-1893 (630 amino acids)
Biological process (GO): DNA replication; DNA repair; DNA recombination
Cellular component (GO): nucleus
Molecular function (GO): DNA binding
Source: RefSeq, a predicted model, not a curated record
AUGGCGGAGCAAGCGAUCACACAAGGUGCUAUAGAAGCCAUCUUUUCCGAUCCUGAGCGCGCCCGUGCCCAGUAUCCCGUUCCGGUUCUGCAGUGCCUCCAGAUCAAGACCCUCGACUCAAAAGGCGGCGGUGCGCCAGAACGAUACCGCAUCGUCCUCAGUGAUGUCCGUAACUAUGUGCAGUGCAUGCUGGCCACCCAGGCCAACCAUGUCGUUCACGAGGGGAAGCUCAAGCGUGGAGGAAUCGUUCGCAUGAAGUCAUACCAAGCCCAGGCCCUCAAGGGCAAGAACGUUCUUAUAGUAUUAGAGCUCGAGGCCAUCGAGUCCCUUGGUGCGCCGGACAAGAUUGGAAACCCUGUUGGCUUGGAAGGAGGAGCGAAGCUUGAAGAAGCUCAACCUGCUGCUGCUGCUGCUGCGCCUGCCUUUUAUGGUGCCCCCAAGGGCGAGCCGACCCAAGAGUCCAAGUCCCAGGUCCAGAGACAACUGGCGUCACGCCCCAACAACAACAACCACAACAACAACACUCGCACCAGCGGAGGUGUCAGCAGUACCAUCUAUCCUAUCGAGGCACUAUCCCCCUAUGCUCACAAGUGGACGAUCAAGGCGAGACUCACCCACAAGUCGGACAUCAAGACAUGGCACAAAAACAACGGCGAAGGAAAGCUUUUUAGCGUCAACUUGUUGGACGAGAGCAGCGAGAUCAAGGCCACCAUGUUCAACGAUCAGGUCGACCAAUUCUACGAUGUUCUUCAGGAGGGCCAAGUGUACUAUAUCUCUGCACCCUGCAGAGUCCAGCUUGCGAAGAAGCAGUUCAGCAACCUUCCCAACGACUACGAGCUCACGUUUGAGCGGGAUACAGUUGUCGAGAAGGCUGAAGAUCAGAGCUCAGUACCACAGGUUCGGUUCAACUUCUGCAACAUCCAAGAGCUCCAAAGCGUUGAGAAGGACGCCACGGUUGAUGUUCUCGGUGUGCUCAAGACGGUGCAUGAGGUCUCAUCGAUCACAUCCAAGAGCACUCAGAAACCAUACGACAAGCGUGAGUUGGAGCUGGUGGACCAAACUGGCUACUCGGUGCGUGUUACCGUUUGGGGCAAGACAGCUACCGAGUUCCAGGGCAAGCCGGAGGAAGUCAUUGCGUUCAAGGGCACCCGUGUCAGUGACUUCAACGGCAGGAGUUUGUCUCUUUUGUCAUCUGGCACCAUGGCCAUUGACCCUGAUAUUCCAGAGGCCCAUGCUCUCAAGGGCUGGUAUGACUCUACCGGCAGGCACAGCGACUUCGCGACACAUAGUAACAUGUCGUCAGUCGGUGCUGCCUCGGGUCGCACCAACGAGAUCCUGAUGAUCCAGCAGGUGAAGGAGAAGGAUGUUGGCUUUGACAAGCCCGAAUACUUUUCCGUUCAGGCCACCAUUGUUCACGUCAAGCAGGACAACUUCUGCUACCCGGCGUGCCGCAGUGAGGGUUGCAACAAGAAGGUCACCGACAUGGGUGACGGCACCUGGCGCUGCGAGAAAUGCGAUGUUACGCACGACAGGCCGGAGUAUCGGUACAUCUUGAACUUCAACUGCAGCGACCACACUGGCCAGAUCUGGCUGAGCUGCUUCGAUGAGCAGGGCAGGAAGUUGCUGGGCGCGUCGGCAGAUGAGCUCAUGGAGUGGAAGCAGAUCAAGGAGUCAGGUGAUGCUUCAGAUGAGGCCAGGAAGGAGGCGGAGGUUCGAUUUACCACUGCGUUUGAUAGUGCAAACUGCAGGAAGAUGACGUUCCGGGCUCGGGCCAAGAUGGAUACGUAUGGUGAACAGCAACGGGUGCGCUAUCAGCUUAUGGAGGCGACGCCAUUGGAUUACAAGAUGGAAGGCAACCGGUUGGCAGAGAUGAUCAGGCAGCUGGGUGUGUAG